AUGAGUCUAUUCUUUGACCAUAUCCAUGUGGCAGAGUCGACAUUCUCUACCGCAAACGACCGCCGCACACGAGAUGGGUUCGACACCGUUCUUUUGAACACAGCUAUGUGGAAUUCCUUGUCUACUCUUGGAGAGGAGCGCAUCGUUAUAUCGAUAUCAGCUCCACAGAUAGAUAUGCUUCAACGUGUGGGACUGCGAUCAGUGGUGUGUUGGGCAAGACACGACGAGACUGUGUUUGACGUCGUCAUCCCCUCUCAUUGGAUAAAUACAUUUGGCGCUAUAUUUUCUCCAGCUUUCUCGUCUCUGGCGUACAGUCCACGCUCAUUACAUAUAUAUACUGCACAACCAGUACUUGUCGCAGAAGUUGUUGUGACAGCUCUCACGAUUGAGGCAUAUAAGCUCGCGCACAAUCAAGGACACGUUCUUGAUGAUUGGUUUUGUCAGGACGAUCUCAUCAUUCGCGAGGGCCAAACCUUUACCUUCACUUCUAACUUGGAUAGAGAGUGUGGAACAGGUCAUGACCAGGCGAAGUUCUAUCCUUAUCGCGUAGACAUGGUAGAGCCGUGCCAGCAAGGGUUCGCUAGAAAGCAUCAUACGCGGUAUAUCGUGACUUUCACGAAUAUCCCUGGAGAAGGGUCAGCUCAAGGCCGAGCCAUAGAAAUCCAGCAUGGCGAUGAUGAAGGCUGUGACAAAGAGAUGGUUGAAAUUGGCGAGAGUUUUCUCUCAAAUACAGUGAACGCUGCAACGACCACUUCAUUAUUUAUUUCCUCAGAAGAUAUCCCAUUGGCCGAUAUGACCUAUUGUAUGAAACCUUUGAGACAGCCUAUUUUCUUGGCAGACGAUGAGCAUUCCAUAUAUCUGCGAACCCUUGAUCUGGGGAAACUUGGCAUACUCAGUGGUGAUUGGGUAAUCAUUCAUCCCUUGGAUUGUUCUAGAUCUAGAUUGGUUCGUGUUUCCGCUCUGGACGACUUAGUAACCUCUCCUGAUUUUGUCUUCGCGUCCCCAUUGCUACUCCACAAUAUGUGCCUGGAUGCUUCUAGCCAGGUCGCAGUUCGCGCUGUCCCCCAUAGUCACUCACCACUCAAUGCCCCAUUUGCCGAAAGCAUCACCAUAGAACGGGUUUCAUCCUUCUUCUCGACAGGAAACCACUAUCAGCCUCUCUAUCUCCGCGCCCUUAAGACAUACUUCCAAAGCACGAGACAUUUGGUGAAGCAAGGUGAUUUAAUAGCAGUGGCUAUCGACACGGACGACACUUGCUACUCGUCUAAUCUUGGUGAAGACGAAAUGUCAGAUCCGGCGCUCUAUUCAUUUUUUGCGCCUCGCGGCAAUGAGCUAGUAUUCUUCGUGAUCACCCAUAUCAAUUACGCCAAGUUCACUAGUGGGUCGGCUGACCCACUCUAUACAUAUCCGGAAAUCGCGAGCGGAGCACUUGGAUGCUGGGUAGAUGCUAAUGAGACUCGGAUCAUUCAGGCUGGCCUGGCACACAGUCAAGUACCUGACAUUACCCCUUACUUCAAAUGUGACCUAGGCUGGCCGAAAUCUGGUCCAUUCUUACCUGGGGCGGCAAGAGCUUCUUCUAACGUUUUAAAAUUAUCAAAUGCGUCUACAAUCAGAGAAGCCAUUGACUACGGGCUUAGUCUCUCUUUUCUGCUCAAAGGUAACAGAGGUGUAGGGAAGUUCACUGUUGCAGCUUGGCUUGCUCAAAAAAUUGGAUUACAACUUUAUGAGAUCAAUUGCUUCGACACUGUUGGCGAGACGGAUGUUCUCACAGCAGGCACUUUGAGUGCACGGAUGGAGAGGGUAGCUUCCUGCGCUCCUUGCAUUUUGGUUUUACGCCACGUAGACGCUUUAACUAAGGCAACUCAAUCUGGAGAGCCUGCAAAAGAAAUUAUUGUGGAAUCUACUUUGCACGAACAUCUCGUCAGUCUUCAGCAAAGCUGGAAAUCAUCAGGGCAAUCUGUCAUUGUAUUCGCAACUACCAGCGAACCCACGCGGCUUGCUCCUGGUAUCCUGUCUUGUUUUAAACACGAGAUAGUUUUCGAGGCUCCACCCGAACCGGAUAGAUAUGAAGCUUUAAAAUUCCAGACUGAUGGCAUGCCGUUGGGCCCCGACGUUGAUAUAUCAGGGCUAGCGGUACAAACAGCUGCUUUCGUUGCCUCUGACCUGUACGCGCUUGUCAGAUACACAGAAGUUGUGUCGGAAAGGCGAUUAGGUCACGCAAGGGUGUACCAUUCGCUCGGUGAGGCUCCGAUUACCACCACUGCCGACCUGGAUGCAUCACUUCAAACGGCACGAAAGUUGUACUCAGAAAAUAUUGGCACACCCAAGAUACCAGAUGUGUCGUGGGACGACGUUGGUGGCCUGAUAUCUAUAAAAAAUGAUAUUUUGGAUACUAUCCAACUACCUCUUCAUCAUCCGGAAUUAUUUUCAGAUGGUUUGAAGAAGCGCUCAGGCAACUAUGUUCAGCUUGCCAUGUUGCGUGUUUUGAUUUCAGUUGAUUUAGGUAUUUUGUUGUAUGGUCCCCCUGGAACUGGGAAAACGUUGUUAGCGAAGGCGGUGGCUACGUCAUGCUCCUUGAAUUUCUUCUCCGUCAAAGGUCCUGAACUGCUAAACAUGUACAUCGGGGAAUCAGAAGCGAACGUCCGUCGUGUUUUUCAAAAAGCUAGGGACGCCAAGCCAUGCGUGAUAUUUUUUGACGAACUCGAUUCAGUAGCCCCAAAAAGAGGGAAUUUUGGCGAUUCGGGUGGUGUUAUGGACCGUAUCGUAAGUCAAAUUUUAGCCGAGUUGGACGGGAUGUCUCAAGGACCCGCUGGGUCUGAUAUCUUUGUAAUUGGAGCAACUAAUCGCCCGGAUCUACUCGAUCCUGCUCUGCUUCGGCCUGGCAGAUUUGAUCGUUUGUUAUAUCUCGGUCUUAGCGAAUCACAUGAUACGCAGUUGGAUAUCAUCCAGGCUCUCACCCGAAAAUUCCGCCUUGAUCCUUCCUUGGAUUUGCAAUCAGUGGCCGACCGAUGUCCUUUCAAUUACACAGGCGCUGACUUCUACGCGCUUUGUUCGGAUGCGAUGCUGAAUGCUAUGUCAAGAAAAGUAGAAUAUCUUGAUGCUAAAAUAGGUCAAUCAAGGCAGACAUUAGAUGCUCAGCCAUUUCUACUACAAAAUUACUUGAUGGAGUAUGCCACGUCUUCUGACACGGAUGUCAUUGUUACGGAGCAAGAUUUUGAUUUGGCAUUGCAAGAACUCGUUCCGAGCAUUAGCCAGUCCGAAAUGGAUCAUUAUACUGCUAUUAGGGAUCGCUUUUCCGACCAACUAAUUCAGGAUAAUUGA
Molecule: messenger RNA, 3321 nt
Organism: Serpula lacrymans var. lacrymans S7.9
Lineage: Eukaryota; Fungi; Basidiomycota; Agaricomycetes; Boletales; Serpulaceae
Exons: 13
Coding region: 1-3321 (1106 amino acids)
Biological process (GO): protein import into peroxisome matrix
Cellular component (GO): cytosol; peroxisomal membrane
Molecular function (GO): ATP hydrolysis activity; ATP binding
Source: RefSeq, a predicted model, not a curated record